This is a messenger RNA of Cyprinodon variegatus (sheepshead minnow), 3372 nucleotides long. RefSeq names its product calcium/calmodulin-dependent protein kinase type II subunit alpha (gene camk2a). Gene Ontology annotation, cellular component: cytoplasm; neuron projection. Gene Ontology annotation, biological process: protein phosphorylation. The record is from RefSeq and is a predicted model, not a curated record. Bases 1 to 1203 code for a protein of 400 amino acids. NCBI's taxonomy places the organism in Eukaryota, Metazoa, Chordata, Actinopteri, Cyprinodontiformes, Cyprinodontidae. The transcript has 15 exons. Gene Ontology annotation, molecular function: calcium/calmodulin-dependent protein kinase activity; ATP binding; calmodulin binding.
AUGCGGAGCAGUUUGUGGGGUUUAUUUCACAGCAGCAGGGUCACAGGUGGAGAGCUGUUUGAAGAUAUCGUAGCCAGAGAAUAUUACAGCGAAGCCGACGCCAGCCACUGCAUCCAGCAGAUCUUGGAGGCGGUGCUUCACUGUCAUCAGAUGGGUGUGGUCCAUCGAGACCUGAAGCCAGAAAACCUGCUGCUGGCCUCCAAAUCAAAAGGAGCAGCCGUGAAGCUGGCAGACUUUGGCCUGGCCAUUGAGGUGGAGGGAGACCAGCAGGCUUGGUUUGGCUUUGCAGGAACACCCGGUUAUCUGUCCCCAGAGGUUCUGAGGAAGGAUCCAUAUGGGAAGGCUGUCGACCUCUGGGCCUGCGGUGUGAUUCUCUACAUCCUGCUGGUCGGUUAUCCUCCGUUCUGGGAUGAAGACCAGCAUCGUCUCUACCAGCAGAUCAAAGCUGGAGCUUAUGAUUUUCCUUCCCCAGAGUGGGACACGGUGACUCCUGAAGCCAAAGAUCUAAUCAACAAGAUGUUGACCAUCAACCCGGCCAAACGGAUCACAGCGGCAGAGGCACUCAAACAUCCCUGGAUCUCUCAUCGUUCCACAGUUGCAUCCUGUAUGCAUCGACAAGAGACUGUCGAGUGUUUGAAGAAAUUCAAUGCCAGGAGGAAGCUGAAGGGAGCCAUCCUGACCACCAUGCUGGCCACCAGGAACUUCUCUGGAGGAAAGAGUGGAAGCAACAAGAAGGCAGAUGGAGUCAAGGAGUCAUCUGAGAGCACCAACACCACCAUCGAGGAUGAAGACACCAGAGUGAGGAAACAGGACAUCAUCAAAGUAACGGAGCAGCUCAUCGAGGCCAUCAGUAAUGGAGACUUUGAGAGCUACACUAAAAUGUGCGACCCGGCUGUGACGGCGUUCGAGCCCGAGGCGCUGGGGAACCUGGUAGAAGGCUUAGACUUCCACCGCUUUUACUUUGAAAACUUGUGGUCUAAGAACAGUAAGCCGGUCCACACCACCAUCCUGAAUCCCCACAUCCAUCUGGUGGGCGACGAGGCUGCCUGUAUCGCCUACAUCAGAGUCACACAGUACAUCGACUCCAACGGCACCCCUCGCACCGCCCAAUCAGAGGAGACUAGGGUGUGGCACCGGCGUGAUGGGAAGUGGCAGAUCGUUCACUUCCACCGCUCAGGGUCACCCUCCACCCUAAACAACUAACAUCCUCCUCCAGAGUGGGUGGGGCUCCGAUGGGGCUGCUGUCGCCUUGACAACAGGAUGAUUGACAGCAGGCCAGCUGUUGUCUGACACCAACCAUUCAGCGUUUGCUUUGAGAAGUUGGAGGCGUUAGAAAGCCUCGUCAGUUAAUCCAUCUGUCAUCCAACCAGUCAGCUCCGUCCGCUCUCCCUGCUUUUUUAACUGACCAAUCAGCUCCCUCGGUGCAGGAACAGGUUGUUUCAUUGGUAGGAAACCUUGCAUCUCCAGCUUUACUCAAACACGCCCCCUGGAGUCAGAACCUCAUACUGAAUAGCACCUAUUAUUAGCUCCUCGUCAUGUUACUGAGCAUGUGCAGGAAUCUCUCUGUUUACACCAUCAUGUUCCUACGUCACAUCAGGCAUUUAUGACCAUUAAUGAACCCAAUCUGUGCUGAAAGUGAACAGAAUCAGAGUUCUUGGUCAGAACCUCUCCAUAGAUACAAGGUUUCCCCCUGCUGGUCAGUUUAGGUAUAUGUAGUAAUAAAUUAUGGUUUAUUGUUGUCCUCAGAGAUGAGCAGCUAGGUCGGCUUUAUGCUGAUGAUAUCCUGAUCAUCUUAGUUUUUUUUCAGUUUAUUCACAGUUGAUGGAACGCCUCCAUCUACAGCUGACGUGCCCUCUGUUGUUCAGAGAGCUCCAGAAACUUCCAGCUUCUCCAGCAUUCGAUCUUCCACUGACAUCCACCCCUCCCCACCCAGGGAGGGCCUAACGGGGUACCUUAACGAGCUGUCUGCUGCCAGUGCUCCUCCUCCAUCAGCUGAUGGAGGUUUACUGUUUGUCUGAUAUGUUUUCCAGAGAGAGGAAGAAAGCAGAGAGGGAAGGAAACAGGAAGAGGAAAAAGAAGGAAUCUUGAAAAAAGUUUGAAGAAUCCAAACUGUUCUUUAAUUUGAACAACUAGAUGUUUUCAGAACAAACCCAAACAGCCAAUCGGUUUAAGUCCACCAGGUUGGACCCUUUUCCACCGUCCUUAGUCAGCGCAGUUCGGUUCUGUUGGACCCGGGCCGCCUUGCUUUGACUGUCUGACCCAAACUGAGAAGGUUCUCUGGCCAAACCCUGUAGAAUAGAACUGACCUGAGUCAAGUGGAGAAGGGUCAGUUCUGGAUCCAUGUCCAACCACAGCCCUGACUGGGAUCUUAGGGGAACGACAUGAAGUAGAGCAGAACUACAAAAGGAGAGGGAACUAUUUCACACAUUCUACCGUUAAAACCCGGGUUCAUUAGCAGGUAACCCUCCAGACUCAGAGACCCCGAAGUAAAAUCCAGUAGAAUCAACGACUUACAGAAGUCCAGCAGCUGGGAUUUUAAUCUGAGUGCUGCUGAUCUGUUCCUGCCCUCAGAGGUUCUUUAGAGAACAACUAGGAACCCAACAGACAGCUCAAGGAAGAGGUUAAGGUCUAGAAUGUCUCCCAGACUUCUGAUCCAUCCAUCAUCUGAACAUGGAGAGGAUGGACCAACCGCAGAGCCACCAGGACAUGAAGGAACACCUAGGAUGGAAGAGGAGAGCAUAGAUCAGAGAAGAAGAGCAGUGUGGAAGUUCCGGUGGAGCUGCAAGAAUCAGGAGAAUCUACAACUAGGACAAAGUUUCACUAAUCUGGUGUCAGUGGUCAAAGUCCCGCUUGAAAGAAAAUCAAACAAAGCAGCCAUGAGGACCAAAGAGUUCUGAUCACAGGAGACCAGAACAGAACAUUUGGUUCUACAUGUAAACACUGUAUGGAAGAAGACUAACAGUGAACUCACCCAUGUGGAAGCAUGGUGGUGGCAGUAUCUUGCUGAGGGAGGUGUUCCAUUUCCUUCAACAGGAUCGCCACCUUAAACAGCUCAGAUUACAGCAUCAUAGUUUGGAAUGGCCUAGUUAAAGUCCAGGCUUAGAUCGGACCAAGAUACAUCAAAACAGACGUUCAGUGAUCUUCUCCUUCCAGCUGAAGGAGGUUCUACAGAGUUCUGACUCCAACUUCUUCUGCUCUACAGUCAUGUCCUUCACAUUCAAUCCAAAUAAAAUCCAUUCAGGUUUGUGGUUCGGCCGUUUGUACCAGGUUGGACCGGGUUGUACCGGGUUGGACAGAGAAAUGAUUUGAUUUCUGCUGCAGGUUCUGAGCAUGUUUGUUUCAAACUGAAAUAAAAAUGUAACAUCAUUAAAC